Nilaparvata lugens (brown planthopper) is the source of this 2050-nucleotide messenger RNA. RefSeq names its product small ubiquitin-related modifier-like. Gene Ontology annotation, cellular component: nucleus; PML body. Gene Ontology annotation, biological process: protein sumoylation. Bases 452 to 865 code for a protein of 137 amino acids. The record is from RefSeq and is a predicted model, not a curated record. The transcript is spliced from 4 exons. NCBI's taxonomy places the organism in Eukaryota, Metazoa, Arthropoda, Insecta, Hemiptera, Delphacidae. Gene Ontology annotation, molecular function: protein tag activity; ubiquitin-like protein ligase binding.
AGAAUUCUCCCCUCCAUAACCAUGGAAACUUAGUUUACAACUGUCAACAAACUGGUUAUACUUUUAAAUCAAGGAGCCAACUCUUAUUUAGUACUUAUUUGAAGAACUACCAAGAAAUUUCAAUUUAUUUCACACAUUUCCAGUUUAAAUUUGAUCUUGAAUACUAGUAAAUCCUUACAUAGUUUUGAGUUCUUCUUCAUCUUGUUCUUUGUAUUCAAAGUACAUUUCAAAAACGUUAACCCUGUGUUUUAGAAUGGUUAGUACAACUGUCAUUCAAAUAAUCAACUUUCCUAACGUCUUCACAAGUCCGAAUUUUUCAGGAUAGUUAGUACAGUUUUGUAGUGCUCAUGCGGGAAGUAAUCCCAUUCAAUUGGCGCCAUAUUGAAAACUGUAACUGCUAAAAAUAUUGACUUCAAGUUGUUUUUGGUUUCGGCUAAUUUUAUGACCAAUAAUGGCUGAUGCAAAUGCGUCUACUUCAGAAACACCAUCAACCUCAGAUAAACCAUCUGACUCUGGUGACGCAAAUUCAGAAUAUAUAAAAUUAAAAGUAGUUGGAAAUGACUCCAACGAAAUACAUUUCAGAGUGAAGAUGACUACGCAAAUGGGGAAACUCAAAAAAUCAUACAGCGAUCGAGUGGCGGUCCCAGCAUCUUCACUAAGGUUCCUGUUUGAUGGGAGGCGUAUCAGUGAUGAAGACACGCCCAAGCAAUUAGAAAUGACUAAUGACGACAUCAUAGAAGUUUACCAGGAGCAGACUGGUGGAGAACUAGAUGGACUGACAAACGUUCAGCUACGAGAACAUCCAGAUAUCCCAGAGCAGACUGGACAUCCAAACUCACCACUCGUCACGCUCAGGCCGUGUUGAUGGUGGAUGGGUGACCGUUGGUGGAAGGACUUGAUAAUUAUUGUGUUUGGGGCGAAGGACUUGAAAUUUUUAGUUGAGAAAGAAGCUGUGGAGUUCCGCAGGGCUGUAUUUGUGGAGGACUCUUGUAAACUUAGUUUUGAUCUAAAUUGUGUUGUAAAAUUUGUAUAGUAUAGAUGCAAAAUCAUACGAGGGUGAGUCAGUUAUUAUCCGUAUUUCUGUUCAUGUUGGUAGCACUGUUUGGCUCAACUCACAAUAAAUUGACAAAUUGUUAACUGAAGCCGAUAGAUCUAGUAGUUGUUUUUGGUGAAGCUAUGUGACGCUGGUCGUCUCUCAUACUGUGCCCUUCUUACACUCUUACACUCCCAACAACACACUAAUAAUAGACAGUGUAUAGGGUGUCUAUGUUGCAAAUGUGAGUGUUAACUGAAGCCGAUAGUCCUAGUAGUUGUUUUUGGUGAAGCUAUGUGACGCUGGUCGUCUCUCAUACUGUGCCCUUCUUACACUCUUACACUCCCAACAACACACUAAUAAUAGACAGUGUAUAGGGUGUCUAUGUUGCAAAUGUGAGUGUUAACUGAAGCCGAUAGUCCUAGUAGUUGUUUUUGGUGAAGCUAUGUGACGCUGGUAGUCUCUCAUACUGUGCCCUUCUUACACUCUUAGGCUCAACUUACACUUAGGUGACUCAGGUGGAGAAGAGACUGUACUCUAGUGGAGAGCAUGUGUUUCCAAAUGGUGACACUCAGACCAGUCGAUUCUAGUCUCCGCGUCGUCACCAUUUGGAAACACAUGCACUCCACUAGAGUCCAGUCUCUUCUCCACCUGAGUCGCGUAAGUGUGAGUUGAGUCUAACUGCGAUAAUUGACAGCUUGCUAGUGAUGAUGGAAUUGAAAUAGCUGUUUCAAACUAGCCCAGUUGUAAACACUAAUGAAAUAUACCUACAUUGCGGAUAAUAAUUGAUUCAAGCUACGUUUACACCAAACUUAAUCUUUAUAGAUUCUAUUAGAUUGAACGGAACUUGACAAAAACAUAUGUUCAUUAUGUGUAUGAUAAGUUAUGUUCAAUCUAAUAGAAUCUAUAAGGAUUAUGUUAUUAACAUUUUGUUUAUAACUUUGAUGUAAACACAGCUUUACCCUCGUAGAUUAUACAGUAGCAUCGGUUAAAUACAAAGAUUUUUACAAACAUUGA